UCUGUCCACCGCCCCCCAACCAUAGAGCAGCGGGGGGCGGGCCAGAGCGCCACCAAUCAUAGAGAGGCCGGGAGGAGAGAGAGACAGCGACGAUGCGGAAGUGCAGGACGGGCUGAAGACGACAGAAUGACACAAUGGAAGACGCUGGGCCCUCCCUCCUCCCUGACAGCAUCCUCUACCAGAUAUUCCUGAACCUGGGGCCUGUAGAUCUACUGUCUGCUGGUCUGGUGUGCCGGCGCUGGUACCAGGUGUCCAGAGAUGACUUCUUGUGGAAGGAGCUGUUCUACAGACAUUACCAGGUGCAGCGGUACAUCCACCGGUACCCAGGCUCUGACUCCUGGUAUGAGGAGUUCCAGCGUCUCUGUGACAGUGUCCCAUGUGUGGAGGUGGAGAGGCUGCAGGAGCACACAGACCAGGUCCUGCACAUCAGCUUCUCCCGCUCCGGAGAACUCUGCGCCUCCUGCUCUAAGGACUGCACGGUGAAGAUCUGGAACACCAGACACCCCAUAACCCUUCAGCACAGCGCAAACAUGAGGCCUCACCACUGGAACUACACCCAGUUUUCACAGUUUAAUUCUGACGACACGCUCCUCCUGGUGUCCGGGGUCUACGUGGGACCCCACAACUCGUGUGCAGGAGAAAUAGCCGUCUUCAGUCUCGAUGGAUUUAACCUUCUGUCCAGAGUAAGGAAUAAACCCUACGACGUGUUUGGCUGUUGGCUCAAUAACACGCACCUAAUCUCCGGGAACCUGCACCGCAUGGGCCGGGUCACCUCCUGCUCCGUGCUGUGGUUGAACAAGGCCUUUCAGGACGUGGAGUCCGAGAACCUUAAUGUGGUGAAGCGACUCUUCAAAAUCCAGAACCUGAACGCUAGUACUAUCCGUAUGAUCAUGGUGGCCGAUUCCCCGGAUGUACUGGCGGGGGCUGGGAAUAAGGGCAAGGAGGCGGAACACUGUCCUCCACAGCUACCAGAGAAGGAAGAGGAAAGUGCCGCGGAGGACGAGCGAGGAAGGGACAUUGUGGAAGAAGAUGCUCAGAUCACUGCUGCUCUUCAGUUUUUAAUGGAUGACCAUGUCCAAGAACAGCAGGGGGCGCCGCAGACUCCACUCACUGAGGAGCAGUUUGAGACUAAGGUGGCCCAGUGGUAUGCAAAAUACAGGACAAGACAGUCAGACGGACCGCAGGCCGGGGAGGGAAGCGAGAAAUACCUCAUCUUCACUACCGGCUCUCUGACCUACUCCCCUCAUCAGAUCGGGAUUAAGCAGCUUCUUCCUCAUCAGAUGACCACAGAAGGGCCCGUGCUGGGAGAGGAGCGGGGCCCCAAUGAGUUCUUUGACUCCCUUGACCAUGUCAUUAACAUUCACGGGCACAUUAUAGGCAUGGGUCUUUCCCCGGAUCACAGGUAUCUGUAUGUAAAUAGCCGCUCCUGGCCGAAAGACUGCGUGAUCUCUAAUCCCAUGUAUCCACCGCCCAUUGCCGAGGAAAUAGAACUUCGAGUCUUUGACCUUAAGACCCUGCGGGAGGUGAAGGAGCCUCUGCGAGCCCACAGAGCGUACACCCCCAAUAACGAGUGCUUCUUCAUCUUCCUAGACGUCAGCCAAGACUUUGUGGCCAGUGGAGCAGAGGAUCGCUGUGGAUACAUCUGGGACCGCCACUACCACGCCUGUUUGGCCCACCUGCCCCACGAGGACGUGGUCAAUUCUGUGGCUUUCUGUCCUGUAGAUCAGGAGCUUCUGCUGAGCGCCAGCGAUGACUAUACGAUCAAGGUGUGGCGUUCCAGGAGCUCCCUGCGUCGCCCCCAGAACUUAUCGAGGCCUUCACUUUGGUCUGCAUCCUAUGACACUUGAUGCUCUGACAGCUCCACAUCAGUUACUACAGAGCUUUUCAGUUUGGAAUCUACAUCGAAUCUCUGCUGGAUGUGAAAACGGCUUAGUGGGGUUUUUCCAGUUUUUUGUAAAUUAAUCAGAAAGAUAUUUUCUACAAAUUGCUAAUACAGUUUCCCACUAAUUUCUAAAUCUGUUUGCAGUCAGUGAAUGGCAGCAGAGCUUGUACAGCGCUAGUGCUGCUCCCAGGCGAGAGGUAUUUCCAGUCCUUUCCAGUCUGGACACUGCUCUGUGAGCAGAGAUCAGUUAAUCUGUUACAGUGUAUCAGUGCAGUCCUUACUGGACACAACUGUAUGCUAUAAGGCCAGUUUCACACUUGCGGCCUGCCGGAGCUCUCUGGAUGCCGUGUAGCCACAUGUUACCGCAAUUCCCGUCAGCGCCAUUGACUAUAAUGGGAUACGGCCACUACCUGCCAAAUAUGCCGGGAUUCAGCCGGACAAUAACUUGUCUGCAGUAUUUUUUGUCCAGCUGAAUCCCGCCAUUUGACAGGUAGUGACUGGAUCUCCACGGGAUCCCAUUAUAGGCAAUGAGGAUAUUAGUCAUUGCGGUAACAUCCGGCUACGCCAGAUCCAGAGAGCAGGACUGUAAGGUUUGCUGCCUGUGAAUGCUAAAUAGUCUCAGUCACUGACAGCAACCAGAUCUUUUUCCUCAGUGAGGAACUAUAAGGCCUCAUGCACACGA
Molecule: messenger RNA, 2564 nt
Organism: Bufo bufo (common toad)
Lineage: Eukaryota; Metazoa; Chordata; Amphibia; Anura; Bufonidae
Gene: FBXW5
Product: F-box and WD repeat domain containing 5
Exons: 10
Coding region: 135-1847 (570 amino acids)
Biological process (GO): protein ubiquitination
Cellular component (GO): SCF ubiquitin ligase complex; Cul4-RING E3 ubiquitin ligase complex
Molecular function (GO): protein binding
Source: RefSeq, a predicted model, not a curated record